Striga hermonthica is the source of this 376-nucleotide messenger RNA. NCBI's taxonomy places the organism in Eukaryota, Viridiplantae, Streptophyta, Magnoliopsida, Lamiales, Orobanchaceae. The record is from the annotation of a GenBank genome assembly.
GAUAGAUGGAAGGAUCGGCCUAUCUUUGGAGGAAAGAGAUUUCAUGAUUAUACUCCGUUAAAUGCGAAGGUGGCCGAAGUCUUGAUGGCUAUGAAGAAGGGGAUAGAUGGGAAAGAUGUGACGUGGCCGAGGUCGAGGUUCGAGGGACCAACUCAGCCUAAGUCCAGGAGAUAUUGCCACUUCCACAAAGACUUUGGCCAUACCACUGAGGAUUGUUUACACCUCAAAGACAAAAUCGAGCAUCUUAUCCAAGCAGAGCAUCUCAAGGAGUUCGUUUAUCAGGAUAGGUUGAGUGGGAAAGAGAAGAGGAGGUGCCGAGAGGAAUCGGUGGAGAGGAGUGAUCGCGAUGAAGAUGAUGAGAAGGAUCCUCGAGGAG